This is a messenger RNA of Fusarium verticillioides 7600, 1125 nucleotides long. RefSeq lists its product as hypothetical. Gene Ontology annotation, cellular component: Dsc E3 ubiquitin ligase complex. The record is from RefSeq and is a predicted model, not a curated record. The transcript has a single exon. Lineage: Eukaryota; Fungi; Ascomycota; Sordariomycetes; Hypocreales; Nectriaceae. Gene Ontology annotation, biological process: SREBP signaling pathway; protein processing. Bases 1 to 1125 code for a protein of 374 amino acids.
AUGAGCGAUGAUGCCUCGCCGAGCUCCACGGCGCCGAACGAAGCUUCCACGGCCGAACCAGUCAAUGUUUCAUCCGGCAGCCGUGUCACAUGGAGUCUACCACGCGAGCAUUCGAGAUCAGCUCGGUCGCGCGCCCAGUUGCACCCUCAGCGUCGCAAGAAGAAGAAAAGCAGGAAGAAGCGCAACCCUGGGUUAGCGAGAAAGUUGGAAUUUGUCACCCAUUUGCUCAGGAGUCUUGAUACCCUGGUUUUCGCGGAGCUGAGCGGACUGUACUAUAUGGAGUAUGACUACCUGCCCGUCUUUCCUGAACAACGCUUACCAGUGAUGCCCCCCUCUAGGUGCUCAAUGUUUCGAUUCAUCCUAAGAUCUGUUGGCCAGUACCUAUAUCUCACGCCGAAGGAUGAAUCAUUUCCUUUCUUAAUGCCUGCGAGUCCUAUACACGUGUGCCUCGUUCUCAUUCCCAACAUCAUUUGCAUACUUCUGCAUAUUUUUGUUUCUCUGCCUGUUGGUCCUGGCUACCACCGAGGCUAUAUGCACGGUGGCCUGGUCAUCGACUUCAUAGGACAAAAGCCCCCCAGUUCUCGCAUUUACUAUGUUCUAGUAGAUGUCAUGAUCCUCGCCGUUCAAUGCCUAAUGCUGACGGUCCAUACUGAGCGUGAGAGACUACGGGUUACUCUUAAGACCUUCCGACCUAUGGUACCUGACGUGGCUCAGGAGAUGGCUCCUACCAUAGAAGAUCUGGAUGCGGAAGAGCGUGGAGUAUCAAGGGACAUGCCUGGCUCAUUACCAGCUGAUGAGGAGGACGGCAUCGAGUUGCAACCCUUGCGACGCACCAGUACAACUGAAGAUGCCAACUCGACGUCAGGAGAAUCAGAGCCAUCGGCUAGAGAAUCACCAAUGGAUGAACCAACACGGUCAUAUCUGUCUGAUGUCCUGAGUUCUGGAAAUGCGAUCAUCGGCGAAUAUCAUGUUCUUCACUCACUUCACAAUGCUGCGUUGAAUAUCGAGAGAACAGCCGCAUAUUCUCUCCGUACUAUUAGCUAUGGAGCAACUAUGGCCUCCAUUGAAGCGAGGAGACGAGGCCUCAAUGUGCCAGCUCAAACAGUUCAGAACCAUAGACAAUGA